Molecule: messenger RNA, 1103 nt
Organism: Sphaeramia orbicularis (orbiculate cardinalfish)
Lineage: Eukaryota; Metazoa; Chordata; Actinopteri; Kurtiformes; Apogonidae
Product: alpha-(1,3)-fucosyltransferase 9-like
Exons: 1
Coding region: 1-1095 (364 amino acids)
Cellular component (GO): membrane
Molecular function (GO): alpha-(1->3)-fucosyltransferase activity
Source: RefSeq, a predicted model, not a curated record
AUGUCGUCUUCAACCAUCCAGUGGAACUGUCUACACUUCAUCAUCUUCAUCUCAGUUUUUCUUCUUGUUCUCUUCACGUACUACACCUCAGACAUUUCAGUUCCCACUUUUGCUUUUUGUACGACGUCCCAGAAAAAGUCAAACUGUUCUUGUGACGACGCCGACCCACUGGUCAAUGAAACCCCCCGGACCCAGACCGAGCCCAAUACCGUUGUACUGAUCUGGACGUGGCCGUUCGGACAAAGACAUGACCUCAGCUGCCGUGUUUUCAACAUCACCAGGUGUCUUUUGACGGACAACAGGACUCUGUACCACCAAGCCCACGGGGUUUUGUUCCACCACAGAGACAUUAACGGGAAUCUGGACGGGUUUCCCAAUGAACCACGUCCCUGGUUCCAGAAAUGGGUUUGGUGGAACAUGGAGUCACCGGCGCACUCAUCUCAGAUCCCUGCACUGAACCACUUAUUCAACCUGACAUGUAACUACCGCUACGACUCAAACAUCCCAGUGCCUUAUGGGUAUUUGGUGCCGGUGAUGUCCCAGGAUGAGGUUUUCAAAGUACCAGCGAAGGACAAGUUGGUUUGCUGGAUCGUGAGCAACUGGAGAGCACAUUAUGAAAGGGUCCAGUAUUACGACAAACUGAAAAACUAUAUCAACGUUCGCGCUUACGGAAGUCCGUUUGGCCAUCAUUUGACGGACCAGGACUAUACGACCAUCAUCUCCAGCUGUAAAUUCUACCUCUCCUUUGAAAACUCUGUGUACAAAGACUACAUCACAGAGAAGUUGUACAACCCCAUGAGGCUGGGCAGUGUCCCCGUAGUCCUCGGUCCUCCCAGGGAAAACUACGAGGACCACAUCCCUGGAGAUGCUUUCAUUCAUGUCAAUGACUUCGCCUCUCCGAAGGAACUGGCAGAGAGGUUAAUUUACCUCGACCGAAAUCCUGACGAGUACAUGAACUACUUCAACUGGAGAAACAGGUUUAAGGUCGUAAACUCUUGGUUCGGUCAUGAACACGCCUGCAGAACUUGUAGCUAUUUGCAGAGGAACAGAGGUUACCACGUGUUCCAUAAUCUGAACAAAUGGUACUGGGGUUAACGAGUCGU